Molecule: messenger RNA, 1003 nt
Organism: Heteronotia binoei (common prickly gecko)
Lineage: Eukaryota; Metazoa; Chordata; Lepidosauria; Squamata; Gekkonidae
Product: neurotrophin receptor-interacting factor homolog
Exons: 6
Coding region: 89-1003 (304 amino acids)
Biological process (GO): regulation of DNA-templated transcription
Source: RefSeq, a predicted model, not a curated record
GGGCCGGAGAGGGGAAGGCGAGGCGGCCAGUCAAGUGACUCAAGGCAUCUCUAUCCAGUCGGAGGUGACCCAAUAGAAGGGGAGGGGAAUGGAAGAGCAGGACCCAGAAGGAGCUGCAGCUGGCAAGACAGCAAGCAAAGGCCCCCCUCCCACCCAAGCUGCGGGUGCUGGUGAAGGCUGGGAAAGCCCCGUGCCAGAGACACCUUCUCAGGUCACAGAGAUCUCAGAGGUGCAUGGCCAACACUUCCGGCAGUUCCAGUACCGUGAGGCUGAUGGGCCCCGAGAGGUUUGCAGCCGGCUCCAUCGACUCUGCAGCCACUGGCUGAAGCCAGAGAGGAACUCCAAGAAGCAGAUGGUGGACCUGGUGAUCCUGGAGAGGUUCCUAGCCCUCCUGCCCCAGGAAAUGCAGCGCUGGGUCAGGGAAUGUGGGCCGGAGACCAGUUCCCAGGCGGUGGCCUUGGCCGAAGGCUUCCUCCUGAGUCAGGCCGAGGAGAAGAGGCAGGCAGAGCAGAUGUGGGGACCAUCCUUGGAGAGAGAAGCUCCAUUCCCUGAGGCAGAACGAGGUUCCUUGGAGGAAGGGCAGAGAGUGCAGGCUCAGGAGGGUGCCCAAGAUGCCCUCUCUUGUGGCACUGGAGAGAUGCUGUUGAAUCAUUCCAGAGGUGUGGAAACAUCUGCUUUACCUUCAGUCCAGUGCCCCUUUUCCUUUGAGGACGUGUCUGUCUGUUUCACCCCAGCAGAAUGGGACCUGCUGGAUCCGGGCCAGAAAACUCUCUACAGGGAAGUCAUGCGGGAAAACUAUCUGAGCGUCAUCUCUCUGGAAGACAGAAGUAUAAGAGAGACUUUGGUGGAGAAAGACAACAUCCUCACAUCCGAAGGAAGGCUGGAGAGUUUCUCAAGGGGAUCCCAAGAACAGAUUUCCUUCCCAAAUGAGCUGGCUGAGAGUGAGUAUCCUGCACAGUUAUGUCCAGGGAACAGGCAAGGAGUAGCCAUGGGGGUUUUUUGA